UUUGACUUGUCGAACGCAACUAGUGUUAUUUGCAUAUGUAUGUAUGUACAUAUGUUGAUAGAUAAAAGAACACAGACUCAAACAACAAACGAUAAUGUGAUAAGAUUAAAUAGUACGGAUGAUCGUAUUACCCUCAACGAUAGAGAAUAUAAUUUUUGAAUUUCAAAACUCAUCUGAUGAAAGAAUAGCAACAAGUAUAGUGCUGGGAUUGUUCGCAUUGAACUGCAUUUUUAUCCUUUGACUGCAAACCUUAUAAUAGGAGAAAAUGAAUAACAAUUCAGUCACGAAUGUUUUAUCGACGUGGAGUGCUUCUAAUAAUAGCUGUACAUACUGCGGUGAUGGCGAAAAAAUUUUAGCUAUGUGUGUCUUAGGUUUUGGCAGCGUUUUGUCUGGAAUGCUACCAGCUAUUAUAUCCGACCGCAGUAGUAGACGUUAUCCUCUAACCACAUCAUUUUUAUUAUGCUUCGGUGCAGGCAUAUUGUUGGCUACCGCGCUAGUACACAUUUUACCAGAGGUACGGAAGCAGAUGGACUCAAAUUUCGCAGAAAUUGCAAUUUGUGGAGGAUUUUUCAUUAUAUAUUUCAUUGAUGAGUUCAUCCAUUACUUUUUCGGUGAAGCAAUACAACAUACUCACUCUCAUAGCGGCGGACACGGGAGAACUACCAGUCAUAAUUAUGGCGCGUUGAACAAUGACACCACUCCACUUUUAACUGAUGACCGUAAUCAUUACAGCAGUAACAACCACGGGGAACAACAAAACAAUGAUGAGUCAACACACCAGCCACAUUUGCAUAACAACACAACACAGUGUACGGACCAAGCUAUUAUUGCGGAAGCGAACGCGCGAAUAUGUCACACAAGCCAUGAGGAACCCUGUGUCGAGUCCAUGACAGGCACUCUAGGACUUUUUGUGGCUCUGUCUAUACAUUCAGCAAUCGAAGGUCUUGCUAUUGGUGUACAAAAUUCGGCAGCAAAGGUGCUUUUUCUGCUCGGUGCCGUAGCCUGUCAUAAGUUUGUUAUGGGCUUUUGCCUAGGUUUGGAAUUUCGUUCCAAUUCGCAAACGAGCCUUCGCAAACAUUUCAUCGGCAUAUUGGUGUUUGCAUUGGGUGCUGUUUGCGGGAUUGCUGUUGGCAUGAUCAUAGUGGAUAUACCCUCUAAUUGGUCUAGUUCCGUAUUGUCCAUUGUACAGGGCCUCGCUGGAGGAACAUUACUCUAUGUAACCGUUUGCGAGGUCAUACCCAGGGAAAAGGCGCGUUGGCAUCAAAACGUAACGAGAAAGGCGGCAGGUUUCGGUCAAUUCUUGGCAGUCGUUAGUGGUUUUUCCAUAAUGACUGUCAUUAAUUAUUAUCUAAAAGAUGACGACAGCUAAUCGAAGAAAUUUUCCAUAUUACAUAUAAGCGUGUUCAGCAGGUGUUAAUCUCCAAUAUGCAUAUAUGUAUGUACAUAAACUCCUGACUAUAAGCAAUAAUAAUGUUCUUUUAUAAGUAUAUGUAUGUAUGUACGUUUAUUGUAGACAACAUAAAUAUGUAUUUACAUCAUGUAUACUAUACAUCAUAUUUUAAGCAUAUUGCUCAAAGAAAUCAUUGUGAAACAAUGGUAAUCUACUCAAUGUUAUUUAAGAAUAAAAUGUCUCAUUUCUAUAUACUAAAAUACUUAAGCUAUACUAGAAAAACCGUACAUGAACUACUAAUGAAAGUUGCAAUUGGUUACGGGCGAAAAUGUUCCGCAAAUAUUACUAUAACCGUAAGUUAGGCUCCAGUGUAAAGUUUUUAAACCCGCUACCGUAAUUUCAGUUGCGUUGAAGGAAUUAUGUAAGU
Rhagoletis pomonella (apple maggot) is the source of this 1817-nucleotide messenger RNA. It is a transcript of the gene Zip88E, whose product is annotated as zinc transporter ZIP1. The coding region runs from base 266 to 1369 and encodes 367 amino acids. NCBI's taxonomy places the organism in Eukaryota, Metazoa, Arthropoda, Insecta, Diptera, Tephritidae. The transcript has 4 exons. Gene Ontology annotation, molecular function: zinc ion transmembrane transporter activity. The record is from RefSeq and is a predicted model, not a curated record. Gene Ontology annotation, cellular component: plasma membrane. Gene Ontology annotation, biological process: zinc ion transmembrane transport.